AUGAAAGUCAACGGUCUUUCGAAGGGGUUGUUCCUAGUGCAGCUUUUUGCUGCAACUGUUCUUGGAGACCUUUCGAAAACUCCGCUCUACAAAGAUGCCAAUGCGCCUGUUGAGAAAAGAGUUGAGGACCUGCUGGGUCGGAUGACGGUCGAGGAUAAGAUGGCUCAGUUGAUGCAAGGCGAUAUUACAAAUUGGAUGAACCAAACGUCAGGAGAGUUCAACUAUACAGGGCUUGUGGCAAACAUGGAGAUGAAAGCUGGCUCUUUCUACGUGGGUUAUCCUAUUCCUUGGGAUUGGCUUUCGGACAAUAUCAAGAGGGGUCAAGACUACCUUCUUCAGAAUACCACUCUCGGAAUCCCUGCCCUGGUGCAGACUGAAGGUAUCCACGGGUUUCUGAUUGGCAAUGCCACAAUCUUCAACUCUCCUAUUGGGUAUGGAAGUUCGUGGAAUACCGAUCUGGUCCAGAAGAUGGCAGAGGUCAUCGGCCGGGAAGCUCGGACACUUGGUGCUAGCCAACUCUUCGCCCCUGAGGUUGGUUUGGCUCGCGAACUCCGCUAUGGCCGGGUCGAGGAAAUAUUCUCCGAGGAUCCCUUCCUGGCAGGCGAGAUCGGCUAUAGCUAUGUGAAAGGACUGCAGAGUAAGAAUGUUUCGUCGAUGGUGAAGCAUUUCGUUGCAUACAGCAACCCAGAGCAAGGGUUAAAUACAGGACCUGUGCAUGGCGGCGAGAGAGAACUACGAACAACCUGGAUGCCAUCAUUCAAGCGAACCAUCAUUGAUGCUGGCGCAUGGGGAGUCAUGGCGGCAUAUUCCUCAUACGAUGGUGUUCCACAAGUUGCUGACUACCACACUCUCACGGAAAUUCUGAGGGAGGAAUGGGGCUACGACUACUUUGUCAUGACUGAUGCUGGUGGAAGUGACAGACUUUGCACCGCCUUCCAAAUGUGCCAGAGUGACCCUCUCGACAUGGAAUCGGUCACCGAGCAGCUGUUGACGGCUGGUAUUGACGUCGAGAUGGGAGGCGGUUCCUUCAAUUUCCAGAAAAUCCCAGAGCUCGUCAAGUCUGGAAAGUUGAAUAUUUCGGUCGUCGACAAUGCAGUAUCCAAAUUGCUCCGGGCCAAGUUCGAAAUGGGCCUUUUCGAGGAUCCCUAUCCCGCUGCUCCGGAGAACCAGUGGCAUAGCCUCAUCAAUAAUGCCGAGGCGAAGCAGGUUGCGAGAGAUUUGGACAGAGAAUCUAUCAUUCUUCUAGAAAACCAUAACGAGACACUUCCACUGAAGAAGUCCGGCAGUAUUGCGGUUAUUGGACCUAUGGCAUAUGGGUUCAUGAACUACGGUGACUAUGUGGUCUACCAAAGCCAAUACCGCGGCGUUACUCCACUCGACGGCAUCAAAACCGCCGUCGGCGACAAAGCCCAGAUCAACUACGCUCAAGGAUGCCAACGGUGGAGCAACGACCAAUCUGGAUUCGACGAAGCAAUUGAGGCCGCGAAGAAAUCCGACGUUGCCGUCGUAGUGGUUGGAACUUGGUCUCGCGAUCAAGUCCAGCUUUGGGAGGGACUGAAUGCAACCACCGGUGAGCACGUGGAUGAAGACGAUCUAUCUCUCGUUGGGGCCCAGGCUCCACUGAUCCAUGCGAUUGUCGAUACUGGUGUUCCCACCGUGCUGGUGUUGUCUAGCGGCAAACCCGUUACAGAAACAUGGCUUUCCAACACCACCGCAGCCCUAGUGCAACAGUUCUACCCAUCCGAGGAAGGAGGUAAUGCUCUCGCUGAUGUACUUUUCGGUGAUUAUAACCCGUCUGGAAAGCUGUCCGUCAGUUUCCCUCGCUUUGUGGGCGAUCUGCCCGUCUUCUACGAUUACCUGAACUCGGGCCGCGCCAUCACCAACUCGGGCUACGAGACCUGUAAUGGGACCCUUGUCUUUGGCCAUCAAUAUGUUCUAGGCAAUCCCACGCCAUGGUACCCAUUCGGCUAUGGCAAGAGUUACUCCACUUUCAAGUAUGGGUCUGUCAGUCUCGAUCACAGCCAGAUUUCUGCGUCUGACAGCACCGUUACUGUUUCCGUUGACGUGACCAAUGCUGACUCGAAGCGAGACGGGACUGAGGUAGUCCAGGUCUAUGUCUCGGAUGAGAUCACCUCGGUGGUUGUCCCGAACCGACAGCUCAAGGGCUUUGCGAAGGUGGUGAUCCCUGCUGGACAGACCAAGACUGUUAAGAUUCCAAUCAAGAUUGAAGAUCUUGGGCUGUGGAAUACCCGUAUGAAAUAUGUUGUGGAGCCAGGCAAUUUUACUGUGCUGGUUGGAAGCAGUUCGGAGGAUAUUAGGGGCAAUGCUACACUGACUGUACAGUAA
Molecule: messenger RNA, 2346 nt
Organism: Penicillium cinerascens
Lineage: Eukaryota; Fungi; Ascomycota; Eurotiomycetes; Eurotiales; Aspergillaceae
Exons: 11
Coding region: 1-2346 (781 amino acids)
Biological process (GO): glucan catabolic process
Molecular function (GO): beta-glucosidase activity
Source: RefSeq, a predicted model, not a curated record